CAUUGAGAACAUGCGCUCCGCUCAUUUCAUUUUAUUUUUUACCUUACAAAUGCAGGUAUUCGGAAUCUUCUUUCAGUCACGUUUUGCUAAAAGGUUUGAGUCGCAUCCCACAAAUGGAUCUCGUGAAAUUUCACUACCCGAUCCAAAAGGGGGCAGCAGGAUUGGACAUCUGAGAAGGGCGGCGAGGUUGGGAAAUGUGACUCAAGAAAAUCCAAACGAACUUUUGCGUAUAAGCUUGCAGAACAAUGGUAAGAUCUCCAACCCAGCCGUGAGUUUAGCUCACAGGUCAUCCUCUACAAACGCGAAAGGAUUCUGGAAUCAGUUCAUGUUUCGUGGAAAAUCAGACUUCAGAUUCGUGCUGCCAAUUAGGAACGUCGAGGUCCGUCAAGAGAAGUGUCGCGCGCUCACUUUCUCCCAGAGGAUCUUCCAUGAAAACUGUGAAACGUUGGAGCUCCAGAACAACGUGUGUUUCGGAAAAUGUUACACGGCGUCCUCUAGUGGGGAUGAAGGAGGCUUAUUUCCUUGUUCUGUCUGCUCACCGGUUAUCAUCACUUCCAAGACUGUGAAACUAAAAUGCACUGACAACACAGAAAUGAUCAAAAUUGUAAAAAUAAUAGAGGACUGUCAAUGCAAAACAAAAGAAGGACAACAUUCACAUCAAAACGGUCCCGUGCUGGUUGAUCCAAGCAUUCAUCAGUACCCUCGAAAGCGAUAAAAUAAUAAUUAAUGAUGACAUUUAUUGCCUAUUAUUUUGCUCUAGUCAGUGUGCAUGCAGUGGGUGAAUACAGAAAGUUACUAUCAUAGCUAGAACAAAA
Messenger RNA from Sinocyclocheilus rhinocerous, 815 nucleotides. RefSeq names its product cerberus-like. The record is from RefSeq and is a predicted model, not a curated record. NCBI's taxonomy places the organism in Eukaryota, Metazoa, Chordata, Actinopteri, Cypriniformes, Cyprinidae. The transcript has 2 exons. Bases 11 to 715 code for a protein of 234 amino acids.